CCGCCGACUGACACCACAUGAUUGAAAAGGUAGUCUCUAAUCCGCCUUCCUUCUUUCCUAACAAGUCAUUCUCCUACGAAGAUAUCCUAUUUCACACGUCGAUACCUGGGGAAAUUUGCAACUGCCAGGCCUGAUUCCUCCGACCACAACCUCAGCACACGGAUCUUGAAUAUCCGUCACCCCUGCUCGGGCCUCUCAGGUCGGAUCCGGGACGAUGACGUCGGAUGAGCUGUCACGCUCACAAGAAGCUCGAGAUACACACCCAGCACAGGCACAGCAGGUCUCACCGCCGGGGAGCCUCUACGCCAUGAGCGAUGAUGAGGAGGGCGAAUACAAUACCAUUACACAUACCGAGACGGGGAGGGGCGUGAAACUCCUCUAUUCCAAGAGCAAGGUUUAUAUCCACCCGACUCCUUCCUCCAAGGACAAUAUCCCCGGCUUCAUAGCCCUCCUUCAGCAGAAGCCGGGUCGCGGCGCCAGGCCCACCUCUUCCGACUCCCGAAACUCCCAGACAGUAGCCUCUUCCGACCUCUUGCUAGCAUGGCUACCCGAGUCCCAGCUGGGCGAGGCUGCCAGCACCUAUGUCAAGGUCGACCUCUCCGAUGGCGACUCCCCGCCUAAACAGUCCUACCUCGUCCCGCCCCCUCCGACAGUCACCACCCACCGUGGCUCCAUCGGCCAUUAUUCCUUUGCUAUCCCGGUCAGCGCCAUCUACAGCUUGCUUGUGCGCCCACCAAGCCUAGGAUGGUGGUUCGGGUCAGUCAUAAUCAACAGCAGGGCUGGGGACAGUUUCCCGGCCCUGUUCUUUCACGACAGCGAGUGUGAGUCGACGAUACUGCAGAAGAAGAAGCAUAUGAAGGACAAGUUUGAUCCAUUCGGGGAGAGCGGUCAGAUGUUUUGGGGUGGUGACGAGGUCCUGAGGUGGCUGAGGAGAUAUGUCAAAAUUGAAAGGAGCGAGGCCGAGCCCAACAUCUACCUUGUCGAACCCUCAACAGAAGACAGCGAGGGUUUUGGAGGCAAGCCCACAGCCAGCACGCCAUCCUCUAUCGGGCGCCGUGAUAGCAGCCGUGGCAUCACAGUGGGCGGUGCUGCUGGGGCAAAGCCAGGCUCUGCUGCUGGCUCAAGCAGGGAUGCGCAGAUGGACCCCUUCACCAAAUUUGUCAAGGAAACCGGAUGGAACAUCAUGGAAAAGUUCAGCAAGGUAACCACCUUCACCCGGAAUGCUGCCAACGACGUACUCGACAAUCCCCGGGUUCCACCGCAGGUGAGGAGCCUGCUGCGCAACCCCGAGGUCAAGACACUGCAGGAUGAAUUUGACAGUGCGAGGAUAUACCUGGCGCGAUGGGCGAUGGGCAUAGCGGAACAGAGCGAACGGGAUCGCCGCCAGAGGAUAUGGACUGCACAGGAUGUCAUGGAAAUGGAGGACACCGAUGUGGGUGAGUUCGAGCUUUUGGAGGGCACGAGCUCCUUCUCGUUGGAGGAGAGGAGGAAGCCUGUCACAUCCAAGGAAUGGGCAACAUUCUUCGACGAGAGGACGGGCAGGCUGUCCGUGACAGUGGAUGAGGUCAAGGAGCGGGUGUUUCACGGCGGGCUGGAUGCAGAGGACGGCGUACGGAAGGAAGCAUGGCUGUUCCUCCUGGGUGUUCACGACUGGCAUAGCACUGCAGCCGAGCGCAAGGCCCAGAUCGCCUCGUUGAGGGAUGCGUAUGUGAAGCUCAAAGGUUCGUGGUGGGAGAGACUUGUCGAUCUCGGCGGCCAGGGAGAGGAAGGCGAAUGGUGGAGGGAACAACGUGCGAGAAUCGAAAAGGAUGUCCACCGCACCGACCGUAAUGUCCCAAUCUUUGCGGGCGAGAACAUUCCUCACCCGGAUCCUGACUCCCCCUUUGCAGAAGUCGGCACCAACGUACACAUGGAGCAGAUGAAGGAUCUCCUCCUCACCUACAACGAGUACAACAAGGAGCUCGGCUAUGUCCAGGGCAUGUCAGAUCUGCUGGCGCCCAUCUAUGCCGUAAUCCAGGACGAUGCCAUAGCCUUCUGGGCCUUUCAGCACUUCAUGGACCGCAUGGAACGCAAUUUCCUGCGCGACCAGUCCGGCAUGCGCACGCAGCUGACCACGCUCGACCAGCUUGUUCACUUUAUGGAUCCCAAGCUGUGGGAGCAUCUCGAGAAGGCCGACAGCACCAACUUCUUUUUCUUUUUCAGGAUGCUACUGGUGUGGUACAAGCGCGAGUUCCCCUGGAUGGACAUAUUGCGUCUGUGGGAAUCCCAGUGGACGGACUACCUGACCAGCAGCUUCCACUUGUUCGUGGCACUGGCCAUUCUGGAGAAACAUCGGGACGUGAUCCUGACGCACCUCCAACACUUUGAUGAGGUGUUGAAAUACGUCAACGAGUUAUCCGGUACCAUCGACCUCGAAUCAACACUCAUCCGCGCAGAAGCGCUCUUCAGGAAGUUCAAGCGGCUCAUCGAAGCCAUUGACAAGAAGAACAACUUCCCGGCCCCUCGCUUCACCCUCAGCACGGCUGCGCCAUCAUUAUUCCCACCCCGGCCAUCACCUUCGACUACCAACAGCAGCAACAAUACCAACGACCGACCCACCACGCCCUCCGGCAGCAACGGUAGUAACCAGCAGGAUCAAGGGAACAAGGGCAAGCAGGCCGAGCCGCCAAAGAGCCCUGGCGGCCGCCAAAAGGUCAUCACCCCAGAGCUGAGGAAGCUACUGAGCAGGGAGGUGGUGGUGCUCCCGAGGAAGGAGGUCGCGCAGAAGGGCGACGGUAUCCUGUCGAAGCCUGCAGGGCGUUAAGGAUGUGCCAGCCUUCUUUACCUGGCUUUUUUUUUGGGAUUAGUAGAAACGAGCGCAUUUGGUCUCUGACGUGUACACAUACAUACUUGGGGAUGCUGCAGCAAGUAAGUCGCGUCGGCGUUGGGCUGGGAUGGUGUUACCGGAGCAUCAUGGCGGAGGUACCGGCCAUUCACUUGCUGAACAAUAAAUGCAUGUAUCCUUUCUGUCUCCUACCCACUCAUCAAUCCCAAGACCUUUGCGGCUAGGCGCUUCGGAGUAUCUGUAGGGCUGAAUCGGCGUGGUCAAUCGCGGAAACUGGUGGAGUUUGGUGGGCACCAAAGCCGUGUGCCCUUCUGCCUCCGAUGUCUCUCUUUAUCGUCACCAUAGAAAACAUUGAAACGACGUUGAUAUCUA
This is a messenger RNA of Diaporthe batatas, 3196 nucleotides long. Its product is annotated as GTPase-activating protein GYP7. The record is from RefSeq and is a predicted model, not a curated record. The transcript is spliced from 4 exons. Gene Ontology annotation, molecular function: GTPase activator activity. NCBI's taxonomy places the organism in Eukaryota, Fungi, Ascomycota, Sordariomycetes, Diaporthales, Diaporthaceae. Gene Ontology annotation, biological process: activation of GTPase activity. The coding region runs from base 215 to 2803 and encodes 862 amino acids.